GGCUGCAACAUCAGAGGAAAGCCUUCGUCAUCCUCACCCUUCAUCCGGACCGCCGAGAGUGUCUUUGACAGGCGACAUGCUCCGCCCCCUGUUCCACCUGUGCGCCAUCGUCACCCUGACGUGUGCUGCUCCUGCCCCCUUUUAUGCUCAUCAGGUCAACAUCAGCUCAUGUCCCAUCACGUUUUAUCAGAAAACCUACCAGCAACUCUACCUGAACGAGAGUGAGUCAUUGUUGACGAUCUGUUUCAAUGACUUUUACGACCCUGAAUCCCACCACGAGUGUAUCAUCAUUCCUGCAGCUGACAAUUACACACAAAUUGGUUUUGAGAUAAAAUCAUCUAAUUCAAGCUAUGCAUCACUGAUCAAAGACAACGUGAAGACCAUCACAAAAGAGCUUGACUGCUAUGUGCAUCUUUCAAUGAUGCACAAUUCAAAACCGUACAAUGUGAGACUCGUUAACUUCGGGACACAAGCAGCUCUGCAUCUUGACUUACACGUUAAGACUACUAAGUUUGCGCUUGUUGUAGUCAGCCGUCUCCAUGUCAGCAAUGUGACAAUCCAGCCGCCUCAUUCCAGCGCUUUCCUUGACAUCAGUGGAUGCAGAUUCAUAGGUGCUUUUUUGGAAAGAAAUGCUUCAAUGGAUCUAAGCGACAUCUGCAAAACAGCCAGUUGUGGUGUUGAAGGAAACGUAACACUUACACAAGGCUGUGAUGAAAGACAAAGCUGUACUUUAGACCAGUGUAGCAUCUUGAAGGAGGCACCUUUCUCCUCCUGCAACUCUAGUGUCGAUCCAGAGCUCUACAUAAGCGUAUGCAAGGAAACUGUGUGCAAUCAUCCCGACGUGGAUGGCCUCAGGUGUCGGUUCUUGGAGGCCUACGCCAGAGCAUGCAGCGGGAUGGGAAAACACCUCCCGGACAGCUGGAAGACAGAAGCUCAGUGCUCCCCAUCGGAGACUGGUUGCCAGGACAGGACCUGCAGUGAUCACGAGUUUUGUGGUGUGGUCGGCGGUGCUUCUGUCUGCCUCUGUAAAGAAGGUUUUGCCUCCAGAUAUAACGAGUCAGGCGCCCUGGGAAACCCGAUGGUCUGCUCAGAGAACUCUGCUUCGGUCAGUCUGGCGGGAUGUCUCCUUGAAGGACAAGGCAUCAACUCCUCCCACUUACACCUCAACGACCCAUCCUGCAAGGGUGAGAUGGAUGAGGAGACCCACAUGUUGACCUUCAGCUUCAACCGCAGCAACAUCUGUGGGGCGAUGAUCACGACUAACGGCAGUCACAUCACAUACAAAGCCACCAUUAAAAGCGAAAACCGGUCCUCUGAUGUCAUCACUCGCCAGAACGAGGUGGAGAUAGACUUCACCUGCGUCUAUACCAAACCAGAAACCAAGACUGUGGUCUUCAGAAUCAAAGACAGCUCUGUGGUUCAGUCCAUCGCGUCUGGACCCUGGAGCUACACCGUAGCCAUGACGGCCUACACGGACGCUGCUCACACACGAGCGGUGGAUUCCAGCACUGAAGUGCGGCUGAACCAGAAGAUCUGGCUGAAGCUGGAAACUGACGGGCUGGAUGCAGACACCAUCUCCAUGGUGACCGACUCCUGCUGGGCAACCGCAGAGCAAUCAGACAACAGCACUCCCAGAUACAACCUGAUCCAGAAUGGCUGCGCAAACUCCGCUGACCGGUCGAUACAGGUGGAAGGAAACGGAAGAGGAACCUACAACUACUUCUCCUUCAACAUGUUCCAGUUCUCUAGACACCCCGGUGAAAUCUUCCUGCACUGCAAACUCAAGCUGUGUGUCAGAAACAACAACAACUGUGUGCCGAGUUGUGGUGGUGGAUCUGGUCGAAGACGCAGAUCUGCUCGUCCCAGUUACGGAGGUGAAGCUGCAACCUUCAUCAGCAUGGCCCGGGCCACCUAGGUACACCUGCAACAUUUAUGGAUGUUUCCAUGUCAUUUGUGGUGAUAUUCAGCGCUCUCAGAACAUUUCACAAACUGAAAGAAGUGUUGACGGAGAAACUAUUUUAGAUCAUUUUAAUGUGAACUUCAUGUUACAUAAAUGGCGGUGAAUGAACUUCUGUGGCUGUA
Cololabis saira (Pacific saury) is the source of this 2082-nucleotide messenger RNA. Its product is annotated as alpha-tectorin-like. The transcript is spliced from 14 exons. Bases 77 to 1915 code for a protein of 612 amino acids. The record is from RefSeq and is a predicted model, not a curated record. NCBI's taxonomy places the organism in Eukaryota, Metazoa, Chordata, Actinopteri, Beloniformes, Belonidae.